Molecule: messenger RNA, 3963 nt
Organism: Talpa occidentalis (Iberian mole)
Lineage: Eukaryota; Metazoa; Chordata; Mammalia; Eulipotyphla; Talpidae
Gene: CD207
Product: CD207 molecule
Exons: 7
Coding region: 279-1268 (329 amino acids)
Molecular function (GO): signaling receptor activity
Source: RefSeq, a predicted model, not a curated record
UCCGCCCGGCUCCGAGCCGGGCUGAGUGAGCUGUGGCACAGAAGAACUCCCUACAUUCCCUCUUAAAGUUUAUCAGCUCCCUCCCUCCCCCGACGCCCCGCGCACUUCUCUUUCUACCCUCCGUUCCCAGGGGAGCGCAGCCUCGACGGCGCGGCCCUUCAGCGGGAUUGACCACCGAAGCGCUCCCGAAGGCAGCGCCGGAGCAGAGAACCCGAGAUAAAAGGGCCUUGGGGAGACAUCAGCCAGGAGCACCUGGGCUGCAAGGGUGAUCUUGAAGGAUGAUGGCUGCAGAGAGCCAGGUCGUCGAUGCACACUUCACUGUAGACAAACAGAACAUCGCCCUCUGGCCUCAAGAGCCUCCUCCCAAGAAGGAUCCACCUCUGGUUCUAAGGAAGUGCCCCACGGUCCGCACAGCAGUCAUCUUCUUGACCCUGAUCCUGGCUGCUUCCGUCCUGCUGCAGGCUGUUCUCUAUCCCUGGUUUAUGGGCACAAUGUCAGAUGUAAAGACCAACGCCCAGUUACUGAAAGGUUGUGUGGACAAUAUCAGCACUCUGGAUUCUGAAAUUAAGAAGAACAGAGGCAGUGUGGAGGCGACUGGUGUUCAAGUCUGGAGGGUUAAUGCCAGCCUGGAUCAGUUGCAUUCCAAGAUCCUGAGGUUGGAAACUGGCAUGGUGGAAGCCAAUACGCAGAUCCAGAUAUUAAGAAGCAGCUGGGAGGAAGUUGGAAAUUUGGAUGCCAAAAUCCCAGACUUAAGAAGAGAUUUGGACAAAGCCAGUGCUUUGAAUGUAAAAGUCCGGGGCCUCCAGAGCAGUUUGGAUAAUCUUGGCAAGUUGCUCAAACGGCAAAAUGACAUUCUACAGAUGGUUUCUCAAGGAUGGAAGUACUUCCAGGGGAACUUCUAUUACUUUUCUCACGUUCCCAAGACCUGGUACAGUGCCCAGCAGUUCUGUGUGUCCAAGAAUUCACACCUGACCUCAGUGACCUCAGACAGUGAGCAGGAGUUUCUAUAUAAGACAGCAGGGGGGGUUUUCUACUGGAUCGGCCUGACCAAAGCAGGAAGUACAGGGGCCUGGACCUGGGUGGAUGACACUCCAUUCAACAAGGCCCAGAGUGUGAGAUACUGGAUUCCAGGUGAGCCCAACAAUGCUGAGAACAACGAGCACUGUGUACAUAUAACUUUGUAUUCGCUUCAGUCAUGGAAUGAUGCCUCCUGUGACUCAAAGCUCCUUUUCAUCUGUAAAAGGCCCUACGUCCCAUCAGAACUGUGAUGGGACAGGCCCUCAGAAUUGCACAUGGAGCUCCAAUUCUUGUCAAGUUCAAGGACAUGCCGUUCUUCCCUCCAUGCUUCAGAGUGGCUUUGCACCUUAGUCUUCCUUGCUUUAAAAUGGUCUCUAAGGCAUCCUGCUGUCCAUCUGCCUUGGCUGGGGACUCAUUGGCUCCAUCAAGGCACCUGGGAUGGAAUGGAGACCUUGGGUUAAAAUGGGAGGGGAGGGUGAAGAGGGUUUAGAAGUUCACACUUCCUCUGUAAGCGUGAAUUUGAGGCAACACCCAGAUCUUAACAUCUUAUUAAGAUCUUAUUAACAUCUUACAUUUGUCAUAACUGACAAUAUUGACACAUUAUUACUAACAAUGUUGACAUAUUAUUACUAACUAAACUCUAUACUUUAUUCAGAUUUCCUUAGUUUUCCCUUAAUAUCCUUUUUCUUUUCUGGAGUUUUAUCGAGGGUCUCAUAUUACAUUUAGUCAUGAUGUCUCCUGGGGUUCCUCUUGGCUAUGAGGUUUCUCAGACUUCCCUUUUUUUUAAAAAAAUAUUUAUUUAUUUAUGCAUACAAGAGCUGGGGUAUAGGCCAGAUGUGCAGGAGGGUGAGAGGAUUCACCAGAGACAGAGCUGGGAACAGAACAGCAGACUGACUGAAAUACACUGCUGAGGGGAGCAGCGGGCGAGGCAGGAGAGGUCUGCUGCACAAUGUGGGUUGCUCCCUGGCCAGCCAGGGAUCGAACUCGCGCUGCAGAGGCUGUGGACAGCCUCAUAGCACUGUGCUUAACCCCUUGUGCCACCAGGGAGGCCCCAAACUUCCCUUGUUUUUGAUGACCUUGCCAGUUUUGAGACGUGCUGGUAUUUUGUAGGAUUCUUCUCAAUUUGGGUUUGUCUGAUGUUUUUCAUCAUACUGGGUAAUAGGUGUUGGGAGGAUGACCUCAGAGAUAAGGUGGGCAUGUACGAUCAGUGUCUCAUCACCACUGAUGUUGACAUUGAUCUCUAUUCGGAGAUGGUGUUUGCCAGUCUUAAUCUCUAUAAAGUUACUCUUUCCAUAUUAUAUUUUUUGGAAGGAAACCAUUGUCUUAGUCUGUUUGGACUGCUAUAACAACAUACCACAGAUAGAGUAGCUAAUAAACAACAGAAAGUUAUUUCUCAGAGUUAUGGAAGCUUGAAGUCCAAGAUAAGGGUGUUAGCGUAGUGGGGGAAGGACCCAUUUAUAGGUGUCAUAGUCCUUGUUACAUCUUCACAUGCAGAAGGGGCAAGUGAGCUGUCCAGGGUCUCUUUGAUAAGUGCACUAAUCCCAUGAGGUCCCCCUUCAUGACCUAAUCACUUCCCAAAGAUAGGCCCCCUAGCACCAUCACCUUAGGGCUUGGAAUUUCAACGCAUAAAUUGGGGAGGGGGAGGGACAUGACUAUUCAGAGCAGAGCAGCCAAGUGUACAGCCCACACUAAUGGAUUCAUGGGUUUUAUACUUUGGGUCAUGACCCAGUGUUGCUUUAUUUUCUUGUGUAUGUUGUUCCAGCUCUGGCCAUUGGGGACUCUUUCAGUUGAUUUACUCUUGUGUCCUUUGUUUGUUGAGCAUCUGCUUACUUUCUGGCACUAUAAAAUGCCCCAGGUUCACUUUAUAUAUUUCUUGCCCCAACCCUAGAGUUACCUAUUUCUUCAAAGAGCCCUGGUUUCCUCUGUUGGUGAAUUGUAUUAGAAAUCAGGAUCUGGGGACCAAAUGUGACUGCAGCUAUUGGGAUGUUAUUGGUUCUUUUCAGCUAGAAAAGCUAGGUAAUGCAUGUGUGUCUACCUAAUUGUUUUUUGAAAAUGUCAUUAUGCGUGCAGUAUGAUGGGUUUUGAGGGGAAUAAGACAAGAAGCAGAGAAAACAGUCAGAAGACUAAUUGAGCUAAAGCUGAGUGCAUGGUGGCUUGUAUUGAAGUUUGUGAUGUGAAGGAUUGUUGUUGGUAUUGUUGGAUUUGGUGUAGGUGUGAAGCCAGAACACUUUGUAUGUCUGAGUACAAAUCCUGCAUCAGGCACCAAAGCUGCCUCUCUCCAGCCCUGGCACUGCAGGCCUCUGGUUUGGCAUUACUGUUAGGUGGACUCUUCCCAGUGGUGAUCUGGGUAGCUCCAAGCCCGCAAACUCACAGCUCUGCAACUUUAGAGGAAAGAGCUUCCUUUUCCAACAGUCCCAGGAAAAAGCCGGCAUUGGGUCACAUGCUUGUUCCUAAAACAGAAUGGUGUUUGGGGGAUGGGUUAUGUUCAAGCCACUAGUUCAAUCCUAGGGUUGGGGAUUGGGUAUGGGUUCAUCCUCACCCCUACCAGGCAGACAGAGCAUGAGGGGAGGACUGGUCAUCAAGACAAAUCCCAGGUGAGAGGCCUGAGAGAGACUGUUUGCUCUCAGAUGCUCGGGGCCCCUGCUUGUAGGCUGUGGGUCUCUCCUUUCCAUCAAAAUUGUUGGAUCGAGCCAUUCCCUGGAAGACAAUUGAUGAUGAUGCUGUGUUGUGAGAAGAUGAUAUGAAUGACAACACACUUCUGGGGUGUCUGCACCUAGGGGUCUGCAGUAGCUAAAUUCAAGGCUCUCUAGGGGCACAGCCCCUACCCUGCAGCAGGGCAAGAAGAACCUGCAGUGAGAGUUUCCAGCCAAUGAGUGGCUCUUGAAGAAAUGUAUAAGUGUCCAUUUGAUUUUUCUUUCUGACCACAUAUAUAUAAAAACUUUUUGG